Molecule: messenger RNA, 5448 nt
Organism: Peromyscus californicus insignis
Lineage: Eukaryota; Metazoa; Chordata; Mammalia; Rodentia; Cricetidae
Gene: Susd6
Product: sushi domain containing 6
Exons: 7
Coding region: 499-1410 (303 amino acids)
Source: RefSeq, a predicted model, not a curated record
CCACCCUCCCUGUACAGCUGGGCCAGUGACGCUGGCGCAGCGGCCGCGGCGCUCCAUCCUCCGAAGCUGGCCCCGGGCUCCCGUCCUGCUCCUCCCGUAGGCGUCCGACCGCACGAGCCAGCCCAGGGCCACGCCAGGCGUCGCGGGGACCCGACCGGGAGUGCAGCCGGGCGGGCGGGCGCGCGCGCGUGCAGCGGCGGAGCGGGUUCUGCGGCGCGGGGAGCUGCGAGCGCCCCCCCCUUCCCGGAGGUCUCGGCGCGGACUCCCCGGGCCUGCACAAGACAGGUGGAGCUUCUCCAGGGGAAGACCUCCCUCUCAAUCCACUUUUGUGGUUCCAUGGUUAUCUGCCUAUUGUUGGUGACUGAAAAGUUUAAGGGCCAACCCUGAGGUGAAGCUGUUCCUGGCUGGCUUUAGGAUUCUUACUUCUGGAUUUUAAAGUCUUUUUUUUUUUUUUUAAAUAAAUAAAUAAAUAAAUAAAAAACAUUGGACGGAUAAAAGAUGUGCCAUGGCAGGAUAGCACCAAAGAGCAGCUCAGCGUUUGUCGUGACCUCCGUGCGGCAUGGAGUGUUCCUUCAGCUGGUGAUCCUUAGCACUCUGUUUGGAGAUGGAUUAACCUCUGUGUGCCCUCUGCCCCCAGAGCCAGAGAAUGGUGGCUACAUUUGCCACCCCCGGCCCUGCAAAGACCCCUUGACAGCAGGCAGUGUCAUCGAGUACCUGUGUGCAGAAGGCUACAUGCUGAAGGGCGACUACAAAUACCUGACCUGCAAGGAUGGCGAGUGGAAGCCGGCCAUGGAGGUCAGCUGUCAUCUCAAUGAAGACAAAGAAACACACGCGUCACUCGGGGUCCCUGCGCUGUCCAUAGUGGCUUCCACUGCCAGCUCUGUAGCACUCAUUCUUCUCCUCGUGGUGCUGUUUGUACUGCUGCAGCCAAAGCUGAAGUCUUUCCAUCAUAGCAGGCGUGACCAGGGGGUUUCUGGGGACCAAGUCUCCAUCAUGGUGGAUGGGGUCCAGGUUGCACUCCCUUCAUACGAGGAAGCUGUAUAUGGCAGUUCUGGUCACUGCAUGCCACCGGCUGACCCCAGAGUACAGAUUGUUUUGUCGGAAGGGUCUGCACCUACUGGGAGGAACAUGCCAAGGGAGCAGCAGCUGCAGGGCCAGGGGGCCUGCUCCUCUGCAGGUGGAGAGGAUGAGGCCCCGGGCCAUUCUGGGCUGUGUGAAGCCUGGGGUUCCCAGGGCUCAGAGACUGUGAUGGUGCACCAGGCAACCACAUCUUCCUGGGUGGCCGGCUCAGGGAGCAGCCAGCUGACACACAAAGACACUGCAGACUCGGAGAACAGUGACAUACAAAGCCUUUUGUCCCUCACAUCAGAGGAGUACACAGAUGAUAUCCCCCUGUUGAAAGAAGCAUGAGGACUGCCCAUCGUCUCUCCUCUCUGCCCAUCCUCUCUCCUCUAUGGGUUUGAGUACCAUGUCCUCUCCAGUUGCCCCACCUGGAUGCCUGAGCUGCCACCUGUGUAUCUGUGUGUACCUGAGGGCCUGCAGGCCAUCCCGCUGGAUACUCAAGGAAGAUUGUCACCAUCUGCCCACUGAACAGCUGGAGGACCUGGCUCUUUGCCUGGCCCAGCCUUCCCAUCUGUCAGGGACAUGUCUGAAUGUGCUGGAUUGAACCCUCCCUUUCCCCCGAGCCACUGGGUCCCUUGCAGCCAGCUCUCUGGUGGCAGCCCCACAGUCAUGAGGGCCUGAGCACCGCUGUGUUUACUUGUGCCUUCCCCCACCCUGUCCAGGUUCCCUGUGUGCGGGUGGGUUGCUGUCCACAGGCCUUAGUGGCUGUCGCUACCUGUACACAGGGACUGGACCUGGGGCUGCAGAGACAGAUUGAACAGUCAGGCCCUCAAAGCAGGAGUGACUCUUAUUGGGGCCAGAGUGUGGGCCCCUGAACUUGCCCUGUGUGUUGACACUGAUGGCAUCUUCCUUGACUGAGGAUAGAAGGUUUGGGAAGUUGUGCCAAACCUGCCCGGCACUCAGCUGUUCAGCUCGGGUACAGGUUCCUGACUCUUUGGAGUUUCCAAGAAGCACCCAGAAGACCUAUGGGAAGGAAGAAGGUUGUCAGAUAACGAUUGUCUUCCUAAUAUGCAAGUUCUCACUUCCUGCUUCCAGCGUUGGCCGCCUUGGCCUGGGUUUCUGUUCCUGGAUAAGGGGAAGUUGCAUGCUGUCUCCUGGACUUCGUCCUAGGUAGCUCUGGCUUCCUUGCAUCCCACAGAACCCCAAGAUUUGCUGAGAUGCCAACAAAAGCUCAUCUGGGUUUUGGCAGUCUGGGCAGCUUGCCCAUUUCUAGGUUUGUGGUGAUGGAGGAGAGGUUAAGAGGUACAGGCCAAGUCCCCCGUGGCUGCGGGCAGCUCCGGCCAGGUCCCGAGGAUCCUCCUCACCACAGUCAUGUGCCUUAGUAACUAUGCCCAGGAAGUGGCCCGCUGUGCCGCUGCUUCUUCUUCUCCUACUCUGCUCUCUUCUCCACGCUCUUCCACAUAGCAUUGCUGACAAGCCACUCUUUAUCUGUCCUGCAGGCCUGAGAAAUGAUUCCCAGCACCCCUGGCUUUACCAGCUAUCGUGGGUCAGUGGGUACCCAGAAGCCUGAGAAGUAGGCCUCGGGAGUGGGAAAGUGCUGGCAUUGAAGGGGUGGGUGCUCCAGUCAUUGUGCUGGGCCUCCUAUGGCACUGAAUACCUGGGUAGCUGAGCCCCACCAGGUUUCUGCCAUCUUCAGAAGACAUAUGUGGCGUUAGACGCUCGCUCGCUUCCUCUUUCUAUCUCUCCUCUCUCCUUCCUCUCUCCUUCCUCUCUCUCUCUCUCUCCCUCCCUCCCUCCCUCCCUCCCUCACCCUUCCUUCCCUCACCCUUCCUUCCCUUUCCUUCCUUCCUUCCUUCCUUCCUUCCUUCCUUCCUUCCUUCCUUCCUUCCUUCCUUCCUUCCUUCCUUCCUUCCUUUCUUUUCCUCAAGCCUCAAGGCUGGGAAACGUCAGAGCCAAUCCUGGACUGCACCUAUGAUGUUUCUCCCUGAGCCUCUCUGGGGUGGUAAAGAUAAUAAAAAGCCCAGUGUAUUUAUAGUCCUGACCUAACGGGUUAGUUCCAGGCAUCAGUGGCCUCAGAUAGGGGAAUGCCGUCCCCUAGCCCACCACUGCCCACUGCCUCCACUUACAAUGCACUUUAGUCCCUGGCAUGCCUGCCUUCCUGCCACCCUCAUCUCCUUUCCUCUCAGGGUAAGGGCAGUGCCUGCUGUCCCUGCUGGCCACUCUCACACCCCCACCCAGAAGGCCAGUCUAUUGUGCCCAGUGUCCAGUGUGGUUGGCUAGGCCUGGACUGGAGAAGGUGCUAGAACUAGAAAAUUGAAACCCAAUGGAGACAGUGCACACCUCUUAGCAGUUGCUGUCAGCAGCCACUGUGGCUCUCCUUCACCCUCCGUGGGGCCCACCCUCCUCAAGAGAAACGUGGGGCAGAGGGGUGGGAGUCCUCCGAGUGAGCCUUCCUUUUCUGCUUGCUGCUCUUCUAGAAAUCUGAAUUCUGCUCUAGGAGUUUUUAAAAGAAAAAAUGGAAGAUCCUUCCCUUUUCUGUAUCUUUACUCUGGGUUUUUGCCUCUUAACAGAUUGCACUUUUUUGUUUUGGAUUUGUUUAGCUACAUGGUAACUGGCUCGGCCCUUGGGUAAAAGAACCUCCCGGUGCCUCCUUCCCUCUCCCCAUCCAUUAACCUGCUCUCUGGGGAUCACAAGCCAGGCCCAUCUAACUGGAGGAUGAGGCCGUGUUCCCACCCUCCUGUCACUGGUUUCGAGAAAGUCUGUUCUUGGAGUUUCCCAUCUACUGCUGCUGGCAUCUGCGACUCUUCCUGUGUUGUUCUCUUUCUCCUAAAGCAAUUUCCGAACCGUCAGCCAUGUGCUGUGGUUUGGGGGGCAUCUGGACUUUGUACCUUACAGAGGGACUGGGGGACUGAAUUGCCUUGAGGUGGAGCCUGGCUAGAAACAGGGUCAGUGGCAGGUGCCAGGCUGUUGGGCAGGAAGGAACUUGGAGCAAGUGGGAAGAAGCUAGGCAGCCUGCUUUGCUGGGCUCACCUCCAGGGACAUCCUGCAGACUUGUCCAAAAGCAGUCGGCACCAAAGGACUUCUACAGAGGUGGUUUUUUUUUAAUUUUGUUUUUUGGUUUGGGAGAUGUUUUUGCUUUUUCACACUUGUGCUGACUCAAUGCAGGUUUUAUAUCCUGGUGACUUGCUGUCACAGUCUGUCAAUUUCCAAGGGCCAGAAUGGUGAAAUAAAUAAAUAAAUAGAAAAUUCCGUCCCUCCAUGCCUUAGUUUAACAGGUAGGCUCUGUCUGCCCAGGUCUAUAUUUUGUGUGACAUUUCCAUAUUCCUGUUUCACUGGGUGAGAACUGUGAAAUGGGCCGAGUCCUGGCCACUUGGUGGGUUUGUUUGCUUUUAUAAGGCAUUUCAGUGUACAUUUGACAAGCACUCCAUUUGCAAAGAGAACUUAAAGUAACACCGUCUUCCCUGUUCGUCUUUGCCCUCCUCCCUCUACCCCCAGCUUUACAGUCUGUAGAGAAGCCAGGCUACAAGACAAAGGUAUACUUUUCCUGCUUUGUAAAGUGGCCGAAUGGGGACAGGUGGCAGUUGGCCUUUUCCCUCCCAAUCCCAUCAGAGCUCUUGAAACACUUGGCUUCCUACAUAACAAUGUCUCCUCUGUUCCUGAGGAACAUUCUAGAAUAGAAAAUGGAAUAUGCUGCAAACAUUUCUAGAUCCUUGCUCCCUCCCUCCUCCUUACAGAGCAAAGAGGGGCUAGAAGGGACACAUAGCACGUCUACUGCACAGCUUAGUUCCAAGUAUGUUUGCGCCUGACUGUGGCUGGAGCCUCCUCGUGGGGCCUGCUGGGUCUUCUGCGCCCUAGAGAAUGAUUUUCUUGGCAGAUAUUAGGCUGAGUGACGUGGUUGCUGGUUCCCUGGAAAGCCAAAGUGGCGGGGCCAGUUUUUCUGAGGUGUGACUUAAUUUCCAGUUGAAAAUGUAGUAGAGUUUUGAACAAAGCCCCUCCCCCACCCCACCCCACGCCCCCCAAAAAGCUCACUGGGUGUGGUGCGGGGAUAGAGCACUUAGAUUGCCAAGUAGGGAGAGGAAAUGGCUGUGGGCUGCAUGGCUGUAUGCACACUAGCCUGGCUUCUUAAGGUUGUGCACCACUAUGGGAUCCUUUGCAGAAUGGUACUCAUGUAAUGGUUUAAAACAACACAUGCAUAAUUGAUUGUGCAGGAUGUCAAUCAAUCUGGGUUUGCUUUAUUUUAUUUUAUAUAUAUAUUUUUUGGUAUCCUGUACAUUGCAGUGGGUAUGAAGAUAGUAUUUUAAUAUUUGUACAAAGUUUAAUUUAAUUUUAAUUGUUCUAUGUAUAUAACUGCAUUUCUAAAUAAUAAUAAAAAUUCUUAUGAAGGCA